AUGUCCCCAGUUGCAGUUGCUGUAGAAGACAAAUACGAUGCCUCUCAAUUCCAACCCUCGUAUCUUGGCAAAACUGCAAAAGGUAACCUCACAGUUAGCAAAGAAAAUCAAAGUUUGACGCUAUAUCCCGAAUAUUUACCCACAUGGAACCCAUUUCAGAAAUAUCCCCCAUACAAGUUUCAGAAAUUCCACGACAAAGGUUUGGAAGCAAGUGAAGAACUCACUAAUUUGUUUUCCAGGAAUAACCAGAAAUACAAGGUGAGAAAAUUAACACCAAAACUCGGUUCAGAAAUUGAAGGUAUCCAAUUAAGUCAAUUGGACGAUUUAGCUAAGAAGGACUUAUCGAGAUUUGUUAGUGAGCGAGGUGUAGUGAUUUUCAAAGACCAAGACUUCAAUGCAAAAGGUCCACAAUUUGCCAUUGAUUUUAUGCGGUUUUUUGGUCCAUUGCAUAUUCAUCCAACUUCAGGCUCACCUGAAGCCUUUCCAGAAAUGCAUAUAACGUUCCGUGGUGCUUCACAAAGAGAAAUUGAUUCAGUUUUUGCUAGAAACACAAACUCAAUCUCGUGGCAUAGUGAUUGUUCAUAUUCACUCAAUGCCCUACAAUUAACCUUAUUUUCGUGUUUACAGUUACCUGAAAGUGGAGGAGAUACAUUGUUUGCAAAUACGGUAGAAGCUUACAACCGGUUGAGUCCAGCUAUGCAGCAGAGAUUGGAAGGGUUGCACAUUUUGCAUUCAUCAGUAGAGCAAGCAGAAUCAAAUAAGAAAGCAGGAGGUAUAACUAGAAGAGAGCCAGAGUCAAAUAUUCACCCAAUUGUUAGAAUCAACCCAACAACUGGUCAAAAGCACCUUUACGUAAAUAAAGAGUUUGGGCGAAGAAUAAUUGAGUUGAAAAAGGAAGAAUCUGACUAUUUAUUGAAUUUCCUUUAUAACCACAUUGAAGAUGCUCAAGAUUUACAAAUUAGAGUCGCUUGGCAGCCAAACACAGUUGUGUUAUGGAAUAAUGCCACUACAGUCCACACACCAUGCGUCGACUUUAGUGAACCUGUUAUCAGACACGCUUAUAGAUUAAGUGUAAUGGGAGAAAGACCUGUUUCUGAUUUGAAAUACUUGAAUGAUGAACAAUAUUUGAAAGAUGAAUAUGAGGCGCUUGGUAUAUGA
Lodderomyces oxycetoniae is the source of this 1158-nucleotide messenger RNA. RefSeq lists its product as uncharacterized. Lineage: Eukaryota; Fungi; Ascomycota; Pichiomycetes; Serinales; Debaryomycetaceae. Gene Ontology annotation, biological process: sulfur compound catabolic process. The transcript has a single exon. Gene Ontology annotation, cellular component: cytoplasm. The coding region runs from base 1 to 1158 and encodes 385 amino acids. The record is from RefSeq and is a predicted model, not a curated record. Gene Ontology annotation, molecular function: sulfonate dioxygenase activity.